AUGUUGAAGAUGGUGCGCACAAAUUCAAAUAUACCUUACCUGAUACGAUUGGCAAAAAAGCGAAAAAUUAAGUGUUGGGUCCGUCUUGAGGGCAAGCGUGAAACUGUAGAACAAAACAUACACGAUUUGAAAAAAACUGCUAUUCAAAACUUCAGCGCUCUCAAAGGUCUUGACCCGCCGGAAGACCUCAAAGUCUUUGCCCACGAGUAUUUCACCAAACCGCUCAAGCCUGACACAUUCCUUAGUUCGCCUGGCACAACUGCCGCGUCCUCACUUGUAAUAUUACACUACUUCUGA
This is a messenger RNA of Paraglomus brasilianum, 297 nucleotides long. NCBI's taxonomy places the organism in Eukaryota, Fungi, Glomeromycota, Glomeromycetes, Paraglomerales, Paraglomeraceae. The record is from the annotation of a GenBank genome assembly.